AUGCACCAAUUCUUCAAAUCCACCUGGUUGAACUUCGAAGUUGUGCGCAUCCUGGGCACGGCGCCCAACGGGGGAGCCGACAUCUGCGAGGUGCUGGAGGCCGUCGAGCAGAUUGAGGAAGGCAACGCGGAGUCCUGGCAUGACGCCUGGAAGACUCAGGCCGAACGCGCCCACGCAACCGCCCGCCGCUGCCUCGCCGCCGGCAACCGAGAGCUGGCGCGCCGCGCCUUUCUGCGCGCCGCCAACUACACCCGCGCCAGUGGCUAUCUGCUGCUUCAUGACGCCGACGACCAUAACCCCCGAGCGCUCGCCAUUGCCGAAGCCGCCGUCGCCCUGUUCCGCCGCGGCAUCACCCUCUCCGACCACCCCGUCGAGUUCCUCGAAAUCCCAUACCCCGGCGGCGUGCAUCUCCCGGGCUAUCUCUACCUGCCUCCACACGAUCCACAGCAGAAAGACCACAAGGUGCCCGUCCUGAUCGCCUGCAACGGCGCCGACUCCACCCAGGAGGAACUCUACUUCCUCCACCCCGCCGCCGCACCGGGCCAAGGCUACGCGUGCCUCACCUUCGACGGCCCCGGCCAAGGCCUCACCCUGCGACGGCACCGCCUGACCCUACGCCCCGACUGGGAGUACGUGAUGGGCCAUGUGGUGCGAUUCCUGCACGCCUGGGUAUCCGCCCACCCGCGCAUGCAGCCGGGGCUGGAUCUCGACCGCAUCGCCAUCACGGGCUCCGCGCUAGGCGGCUACUUCGCCCUGCGCGCCGCCGCCCACGACCCCCACCGCACCUUCAAGGCCUGCGUCGCCCUUGACCCCGUCUAUGACCUUUGGGACUUCGCCACCCACCACGUCUCCCCGGCUUUCAUCCGCGCCUGGCAACACGGUUGGAUCCCCGCCGACGCCGUUGAUGCCAUCAUCAACGUCGCCGCGCGUUGCUCGUUCCAGAUGCGCUGGGAGGUUGCGCUUGCCAAGGACUUCUUUCGUCUCGCUCGCCCCUCGGAAGUGCUGUUGGAGAUGAGGAAGUUCUCGCUCAAGGGUGAUGAGCAUGAGCAUGGGCUUGGGCAUGGGCCCUCGGCAGACGGCGGUUGUCCGACUCUGGUCUCCGGCGCCGGAGAUUCGCUUUACUUGCCUGUGGAUGACCAUACCAUGAAGAUCUGGACUGCCCUGCAGCAUCUGCCCGAGACCGCUCGCGAACUCUGGCUGGCGGAGAAGCCCGCCGAUGGCGCGCUGCAGGCUAAGAUCGGCGCGUUCGCGCUGAGCAACGAGUACGCCUUCCGUUUCCUGGAUGAGCAGUUGGGCGUCGUGCGGGAGCGGAUUACCGGGUAA
Messenger RNA from Aspergillus heteromorphus CBS 117.55, 1323 nucleotides. Its product is annotated as alpha/beta hydrolase family protein. The coding region runs from base 1 to 1323 and encodes 440 amino acids. NCBI's taxonomy places the organism in Eukaryota, Fungi, Ascomycota, Eurotiomycetes, Eurotiales, Aspergillaceae. The transcript is spliced from 2 exons. The record is from RefSeq and is a predicted model, not a curated record.